CGGAGGCGGCCGUGGGGUUCGCCCGCCUGCUUGUUCGCCUGGUUUCCCCGCCCCCGCCGGUUUCGCCGCAGCUGAAGGGAGCCGGGUGCGCGCUGUCGUAACCUGCCCUCAUCCUGGCCAGCCACAGGAAGACCAGACCGGUAUCUAGACCAACCUCCCUAUCAGGGCGGCUGCGGCGCGGGCUCCACGGGGCGCAGGCAGGCGGCCCGGGCGCCUGAAGGUUACUGAGUGCAUGAGCGCCUAGUCUCCCGCGCUGCCCCGCCCGCCGGCCCGCCGGCCCGCCCGCCGGCUUGCCCGCCAGCCCCUCGGCGCCCGGCGGCGGCGGCGGCGGCGGCGACGGCCGCAGGAGGCGCCGUUUCCCUCCCAGGUGCGCGCUUCGCUCCCGGAGCCGCGGAACUCGGCGGCCGCCAUGGCGUCCAAUAUGGACCGGGAGAUGAUCCUGGCGGAUUUUCAGGAUACCUGAGAAACCAGUUUGGUCAUCAGAAUAUGGAUUGGUAAAUAGGGAAGCAGAGCAGAACAAAGUGCAUGGAUUGGUUUGGAGGAUAGCUUACCCAGGCUAUGGCAUGUACUGGCAUUGAAAACAUUGAUGAAGCUAUUACAUUGCUUGAACAAAACAAUUGGGACUUAGUGGCAGCUAUCAAUGGUGUAAUACCCCAGGAAAAUGGCAUUCUACAAAGUGACUAUGGAGGUGAGGCCAUACCAGGACCUGCAUUUGAUCCAACAAGUCACCCAACUUCAGCUCCCGCUCCCGCUUCUUCCUCAGCAUUUCGACCUGUAAUGCCAUCUAGGCAAAUUGUAGAAAGGCAACCUCGGAUGCUGGACUUCAGGGUUGAGUACAGAGACAGAAAUGUUGAUGUGGUACUUGAAGACAGCUGUACUGUUGGAGAGAUUAAACAGAUUCUAGAAAAUGAACUUCAGAUACCUGUGUCUAAAAUGCUGUUAAAAGGCUGGAAGACCGGAGAUGUGGAAGACAGUACGGUCUUAAAAUCGCUACAUUUGCCAAAAAACAACAGUCUUUAUGUCCUUACACCAGACUUGCCACCACCUUCAUCAUCUAGUCAUGCUGGUGCCCUGCAGGAGUCAUUAAAUCAAAACUUCAUGCUGAUCAUCACCCACCGAGAAGUCCAGCGGGAGUACAACCUGAACUUCUCAGGAAGCAGUACCAUUCAAGAGGUAAAGAGAAAUGUGUAUGACCUUACGAGUAUCCCUGUUCGCCAUCAGUUAUGGGAGGGCUGGCCAGCUUCUGCCACAGAUGACUCCAUGUGUCUUGCUGAAUCAGGGCUGUCUUAUCCCUGCCAUCGACUUACAGUGGGGAGAAGAUGUUCACCUGCGCAGACACGGGAGCAGUCCGAAGAGCAAAGCACCGAUGUUCAUAUGGUUAGUGAUAGUGAUGGAGAUGACUUUGAAGAUGCUUCCGAAUUUGGGGUGGAUGAUGGAGAAGUAUUCGGCAUGGCAUCAUCUGCCCUGAGAAAAUCUCCAAUGAUGCCAGAAAAUGCAGAAAAUGAAGGAGAUGCCUUAUUACAAUUUACAGCAGAGUUUUCUUCAAGAUAUGGUGACUGCCAUCCUGUAUUUUUUAUUGGCUCAUUAGAAGCUGCUUUUCAAGAGGCCUUCUAUGUGAAAGCCCGAGAUAGAAAGCUUCUUGCUAUCUACCUCCACCAUGAUGAAAGUGUAUUAACCAACGUGUUCUGCUCACAAAUGCUUUGUGCUGAAUCUAUUGUCUCUUAUCUGAGUCAAAAUUUUAUAACCUGGGCUUGGGAUCUGACAAAGGACGCCAACAGAGCAAGAUUUCUGACAAUGUGCAAUAGACAUUUUGGCAGUGUUGUUGCACAAACCAUUCGGACUCAAAAAACAGAUCAGUUUCCACUUUUUCUGAUUAUUAUGGGAAAGCGUUCAUCUAAUGAAGUGUUAAAUGUGAUACAAGGUAACACAACAGUGGAUGAGUUAAUGAUGAGACUCAUGGCUGCAAUGGAGAUCUUCACGGCCCAACAACAGGAAGAUAUAAAGGAUGAGGAUGAACGUGAAGCCAGAGAAAAUGUGAAAAGAGAGCAAGAUGAGGCCUAUCGCCUUUCACUUGAGGCUGACAGAGCCAAGAGGGAAGCUCAUGAGAGAGAGAUGGCAGAACAGUUUCGUUUGGAGCAGAUUCGCAAAGAACAAGAAGAGGAACGUGAGGCCAUUCGGCUCUCCUUAGAACAGGCCCUGCCUCCAGAGCCAAAGGAAGAAAAUGCUGAACCUGUGAGCAAACUGCGGAUCCGGACCCCCAGUGGCGAGUUCCUCGAGCGGCGGUUCCUGGCCAGCAAUAAGCUCCAGAUUGUCUUUGAUUUUGUAGCUUCCAAAGGAUUUCCAUGGGACGAGUUCAAGUUACUGAGUACCUUUCCUAGGAGAGAUGUAACCCAGCUGGACCCAAAUAAAUCACUGUUGGAGGUAAAGUUGUUCCCUCAAGAAACCCUUUUCCUUGAAGCAAAAGAGUAAACACGGCCCAGCAGUGGAACCAGCCAUUCCUUGACAAGCCAGAGGCCUGCGUCAAGAGAAGGCUCCUCGCCAACCCACCUACACGCUCGUCUCACUCAAUUCAGUGUCACACUCUGCCUCUUGCAAGAUUGCUGGAAAAAAGUAAUAAUAAACAUAGCUACUUAAAAGUUC
Messenger RNA from Hyaena hyaena (striped hyena), 2640 nucleotides. RefSeq names its product Fas associated factor 1 (gene FAF1). NCBI's taxonomy places the organism in Eukaryota, Metazoa, Chordata, Mammalia, Carnivora, Hyaenidae. The coding region runs from base 559 to 2469 and encodes 636 amino acids. Gene Ontology annotation, molecular function: NF-kappaB binding; ubiquitin binding. The transcript is spliced from 20 exons. The record is from RefSeq and is a predicted model, not a curated record. Gene Ontology annotation, cellular component: nucleus; endoplasmic reticulum.